Bufo bufo (common toad) is the source of this 1370-nucleotide messenger RNA. RefSeq names its product charged multivesicular body protein 4C (gene CHMP4C). Gene Ontology annotation, cellular component: multivesicular body; ESCRT III complex; cytoplasmic side of plasma membrane. NCBI's taxonomy places the organism in Eukaryota, Metazoa, Chordata, Amphibia, Anura, Bufonidae. The coding region runs from base 160 to 825 and encodes 221 amino acids. Gene Ontology annotation, biological process: vesicle budding from membrane; late endosome to vacuole transport via multivesicular body sorting pathway. The transcript has 5 exons. The record is from RefSeq and is a predicted model, not a curated record.
UGCCUUACGAGUUUUGCUUGACAGGAAAUGACAGGUGUCUGACUACAGGAUCAGAGCUGUGUGUUUUUUUUCUCUGCCUUCAGAGCCCUUUCUAGAGGAUAUCAUUUAGCACUGGAUGGAUUUUGUUAACUGAGGCUGGUCAGUAAAUCAGAUACAACGAUGAGUAAGAUCACCAAGCUUUUCAAGCCCUCUGGAUCCUCUUCAAGAGGUCGCAAGGGGGGUCCAAGUGCUCAGGAAGCUCUCUUCAGACUCCGGGAAACAGAAGAAAUGUUAACCAAAAAACAGGAGUACUUGGAAAAGAAAAUUGAACAGGAGCUGGCUACAGCAAGGAAGCACGGGACCAAGAACAAGAGGGCUGCAUUACAAGCACUGAAAAAAAAGAAGAGACUGGAGAAGCAGUUAACACAGAUAGAUGGGACACUGUCCACCAUUGAGUUCCAGAGAGAAGCUCUUGAGAAUUCCCACACCAACACAGAGGUUUUGAAAAACAUGGGUUAUGCUGCCAAAGCUAUGAAAACAGUCCACCAAAACAUGGAUCUGGAUAAGAUCGAUGAAUUGAUGCAGGACAUCAACGAACAGCAGGACGUAGCACAAGAAAUUUCUGAAGCCAUUUCUCGCCCCUCUGGUUUUGGUGAGGAGUUUGAUGAGGAUGAGUUACUGGCAGAAUUAGAAGAACUAGAACAAGAAGAUCUCAACAAACAUAUGGCCAAUGUCAGGUUACCAAGCGUGCCAUCCUCAAAACUACCAUCCAGACCAGCAGUGUCGACAAGGAAGAGGGUGGAAGAUGAUGAUGACAUGCAGAUGCUGGCGGCCUGGGCUACCUAAUCAGGAACUAUAUCAGCCGGCAUUCCCCAACCAGUGCCUAUAUGUGCCACCCCCCCCCCCCCCCCCCCCCGCAUUUGACUUUCCAACAGGUGACAGCUGCAGAUGCUUUUUGUGGAUCAAUGACACAUGGGAUGUCACAGCAAUGAUGAAACGUGGUACCAGGCUAAGGACCUCAUCAUUGUCACUUGGCUUCUGGGUCAGGAUGAUAUUAUGGAGACAUCUGGCACUAUAAUGUGGACUGACAAACUGAACAUUAACAAAGCAUCACUGCCAUGUGGCAUUUUUCGCAGCGACAAGUUCUCCUUCAUUAUUCAAAUGUCACCUUUUUUUUUUUUUUACAUGUGUUUGACCUGAGUCAAAUACAGCUCAAUGUUUGGACGGCGGCUCUCAUGAUAGUACAGGAUGGGGACCUCUGCUCUAUACAGAUUUGUACAGAUGUGUAAAUUGUAUGAUUUAUAUUGCCUAUAUCCAUACGUGUGCUCUUGUACUGCAGAUCAGGGAUAGCAAAUGUGAGAUCUGUCCUGAAAUACACUCAUAUAUCGUUG